Messenger RNA from Podospora anserina S mat+, 984 nucleotides. RefSeq lists its product as uncharacterized. Gene Ontology annotation, molecular function: histone binding; chromatin binding. The transcript is spliced from 3 exons. Gene Ontology annotation, biological process: nucleosome assembly. Gene Ontology annotation, cellular component: chromatin; nucleus. Lineage: Eukaryota; Fungi; Ascomycota; Sordariomycetes; Sordariales; Podosporaceae. The record is from RefSeq and is a predicted model, not a curated record. Bases 1 to 984 code for a protein of 327 amino acids.
AUGGCCAUCGUCACCGCCGAAGAGAUCUUCGCUACCUACGACCAGCUGGGUGAAAUUGAGGCUCAGUUCGACGAUGUCGAGACCGAGAUUAUCCGCCACCAGUACAACCUUUCCAAGGACCUCUACGUAAAGCGCGCCGAGGUCGUCUCCAAGAUCGAGCACUUCUGGCCCCUUGUUAUCGAGCAGGCCCCCGAGGACAUUGACGCCUUCAUCCAGCCCACCGAUGCUCAGAUCCUCCUCGGUUCCAUCAAGUCCAUUGACGUCAAGCGCUUCGAGAUCGACACCCCCGUUGAGGGCGGAGACCCCCGCAGCGUCUCCAUCAAGUUCGAGUUCGAGGAGAAUGACUACUUUGAGGACAAGGUCCUCGAGAAGAAGUUCUGGUGGCGCCACGGCAAGGACGGCUUCGUCGGCUAUGUCAGCGAGCCUGUCGAUAUCAAGUGGAAGGACGGCAAGGACCUGACCAACGGUCUCUUGUCCCUUGCCAAGGCUGCCUGGGAGGAGGAGAAGGCUGCCCCCAAGAAGGAGGGUAAGGAGAAGAAGGAGCUCACCCCCAAGCAGAAGGAGCUGAAGGAGAAAAUCGAAGCUGAGGACGCUGGUUCUGUGAGCUUCUUCUGCUUCUUCGGCUUCAUUGGCGAACGAGUCUCCGCCGAGGAGAACAUCGAGGCCCUCAAGAAGGAGGCCGAGGACCGCAAGAAGCGCCAGGCCGGCGAGAAGGUCGAGGAGGAUGAGGAGAUGAAGGAGGAUGAGGAUGAUGAGGAUUGGGAGGACGAGGAAGAGCUUGACAUUUUCCCUGAUGGCGAUACCGUUGCCAUGGCCAUUGCUGAUGACCUCUGGCCCAACGCCCUCAAGUACUUCCAGCAGGCCCAGGAGAGCGACGACAUCAGCGAUGGCGAGGAUGAUGAGUCUGACGACGAUGAGUCGGAGGAGGAUGGCGACAAGCCCAGCAAGAAGCACAAGGCCUGCGCCCACGGGUGCAAGCACUAA